GCAACUAGUUAAACGCUGUAAUAUAUUUUGCAUGGUAGAUUAAUGAAAAAAUGCAAUUUUCAAAAAGAAUAUGUGCUUGCUACGUAUUGAUGUGGAGUUGUGUAUUCUGAAAUGUUUUAAGUGACCUUCCUCACCUUUCAGUGAUAAUUCGGUAUCGUUUGUUUGCCUUUUGUUUUUAAAACUUUUCAUUAGUUAAAUAGUAUAUUUUUUAAUUAUAAAAAAAUGGGCGACACUAAGGAAAUUAAACGCAUUCCUAAUUCUAUAAAAUUUUUGUUUGGAGGAAGUGCUGGUAUGCUGGCAACUUGUUUUGUACAACCACUAGACUUAUUGAAGAACCGUAUGCAAUUGAGUGGACAGGGAGGAACAGCUAAAGAACAUAAAACCUCCUUACAUUUACUGCAAUCUAUAGUGAGAAAUGAGGGGCUUUCUACUUUAUAUACAGGCCUAUCGGCCGGUCUUAUGAGACAGGCAACUUAUACAACUACACGAUUAGGAAUAUACACUUGGUUAUUUGAAAAAUUCUCUAAAGAUGGGACACCACCAAAUUUUUUUACUAAAGCUGCCUUGGGUAUGGCUUCGGGUGUAUGUGGAGCUUUUGUAGGAACACCUGCUGAAGUUUCUUUGAUCCGAAUGACGGCUGAUGGAAGGCUGCCAUUGAACGAAAGAAGAAAUUACAAGAAUGUUUUUGAUGCUAUAUUUAGGAUAUAUCGGGAAGAAGGCAUUUUAACGCUAUGGAGAGGUGCCGUACCGACGAUGGGUCGAGCCAUGGUGGUGAACGCCGCCCAGCUAGCCAGCUACUCUCAGGCCAAACAGUAUCUAGUCAAGACAGGGUAUUUUCACGAAGGCCUAUUCCUUCACUUUGUCGCAUCGAUGAUUUCUGGCCUGGUGACGACGGCGGCCAGCAUGCCCGUCGAUAUAGCCAAAACCAGAAUCCAAAAUAUGAAAACCAUCGACGGCAAGCCAGAAUUCUCGGGACCAUUCGACGUUUUAGGUAAGAUAUUGAAGAACGAGGGGGUGUUCGCUUUAUGGAAGGGCUUCUUCCCCUACUACUUCCGUCUUGGUCCACACACCGUGCUGACGUUCAUCUUUUUGGAACAAAUGAACGGCGCGUACAACAAGCACGUGCUCAAACAGGAGAGCCAAGCCGCACUCUAAUCCGUCUAUUGAUUCAGGGAUUGUUUUUUUCUUAGGAAAUGAAACAAGGUACAAUUCGGUGGAAUUAAAUCAAUUCUAUGCUCUAUAUGUUUCUAUCAAUCAACAAUAUUUUAGAAAAAUAUUGAUACAAUUUUACAAAAAUAUUGAUACAAUUUUACAAAAAUAUUGUACUGUUUUACAAAACUUGUUAUCAAAAGUUUUUUUCUAAUUUUGUUCUACUACUGUUCCCGGAUAGUCUUUACAAGAGGAGAAACUUUUUUAUUAUUGGCAUUUUGAGAAAAAAUCAUUCUUCAUAAAAAUUUUUGCUUCUUUGAAAUUGCUAAUCCCGUUUAUACUUUUCCAAAUUUCUAUACCGUUUUAGAGAAAAUUAGAAAAAACAUAAAAAUAUUGUAGAAUUUUUAUGUUAUGAAGUCCUAAAUCCUAAUUCAAAGUCCUAAAAAUCAAAACGCCUUUCUAUGGUAAUAUAAUUUCGUUUUAAUUCUUUGAUAGAUUAUUGUGGAUAGAAUUUUAAUUAACUU
Molecule: messenger RNA, 1673 nt
Organism: Sitophilus oryzae (rice weevil)
Lineage: Eukaryota; Metazoa; Arthropoda; Insecta; Coleoptera; Curculionidae
Product: mitochondrial 2-oxoglutarate/malate carrier protein-like
Exons: 5
Coding region: 223-1155 (310 amino acids)
Biological process (GO): thiosulfate transport; phosphate ion transmembrane transport; oxaloacetate transport
Molecular function (GO): succinate transmembrane transporter activity; thiosulfate transmembrane transporter activity; malate transmembrane transporter activity
Source: RefSeq, a predicted model, not a curated record